AGCGCCGCGCCGCGCUCGUCUGCCAUGGCCCGGGAGAACGGAGAGAGCAGCUCCUCCUGGAAGAAGCAAGCCGAGGACAUCAAGAAGAUCUUCGAGUUCAAGGAGACCCUCGGAACCGGGGCCUUUUCUGAAGUGGUUUUAGCUGAAGAGAAAGCAACUGGGAAACUCUUCGCCGUGAAGUGCAUCCCUAAGAAGGCGCUGAAGGGCAAAGAGAGCAGCAUAGAGAAUGAGAUCGCGGUCCUGAGAAAGAUAAAGCAUGAAAACAUUGUUGCCCUGGAAGAUAUUUAUGAAAGCCCCAAUCACCUGUACUUGGUCAUGCAGCUUGUAUCUGGGGGAGAGCUCUUUGAUCGGAUAGUGGAGAAGGGGUUCUACACAGAGAAGGACGCCAGCACUCUCAUCCGCCAGGUCUUGGAUGCUGUAUACUACCUGCACAGGAUGGGCAUCGUCCACCGGGACCUCAAGCCUGAAAAUCUCUUGUACUAUAGUCAGGAUGAGGAAUCCAAGAUAAUGAUCAGUGACUUUGGAUUGUCAAAAAUGGAAGGCAAAGGAGAUGUGAUGUCCACAGCGUGCGGAACCCCCGGCUAUGUCGCUCCUGAAGUCCUUGCCCAGAAACCAUACAGCAAAGCUGUUGACUGCUGGUCAAUCGGGGUGAUUGCCUAUAUCUUGCUCUGCGGCUACCCUCCUUUCUACGAUGAAAACGACUCCAAGCUCUUUGAACAGAUCCUCAAAGCCGAAUAUGAAUUCGACUCCCCCUACUGGGACGACAUCUCUGACUCUGCCAAGGACUUUAUUCGGAACCUGAUGGAGAAAGACCCCAACAAAAGAUACACCUGUGAGCAGGCAGCUCGGCACCCGUGGAUCGCCGGGGACACAGCCCUCAACAAAAACAUUCACGAGUCCGUCAGCGCCCAGAUCCGGAAGAAUUUUGCAAAAAGCAAAUGGAGACAAGCAUUUAAUGCCACAGCCGUGGUGAGGCAUAUGCGGCGGCUUCAUCUCGGCAGCAGCCUGGACAGUUCAAACGCAGGUGUCUCGAGCAGCCUCAGUUUGGCCAGCCAAAAAGACUGUGCGCCUGGCUCCUUCCACGCUCUGUAGUUUCAUUUCUUCUUCGUCGGGGGUCUCAGGAGUCGGAGCUGAGCGGAGACCCAGGCCCACCACUGUGACAACAGUGCACACUGGAAGCAAGUGACCAGCACUGGAGGUGGGACCCAGGGGGCAGCCGGGAAGGGGAGUCCCAGGCCCGAGCUGCUCCCGCAUCAGAGCCCCCAUCCUGCAUGGUACGCCUGCAAAGGACUGGAAGACAGAAGUUUUUUAUGGCCAUAUUUUAUACUGCAAUUCUGAAGUGUUCAUUUCUCACCAAACGUACUGACUCAAGGGGAGCUGAAUUCCUAGGAUCUGGUGCUGUACAUAUGAAUCUCGCUACGCUCUAGCUGAACAGACCUUGAGUCCUCUCCCCCAGUUCCACCGUUCCCAUUCUUCUCAGUGUAGGCAGCCAUCUAGGGUGUAUUUUUUCAUGGAAAAAAAAAAAAAGGUUUCAACUGGAUUAUUUAAAUAUUGGUAAAUACUGUGCUUUAGGGAUUUGUUUUCUUUUUGAGAAGUGUCUUUGGGAUCUGUAUCUCUCAGUUAUCUGACUUAUAUUGUUUGCUCUUCCAGUAGUUUUAUGCUAACCUUUAAGAGAUCCUUUUUCCUUCAAGGGGAAUUUAAAGGCAUUUUUAAAAGUUCUCAUAAGUGGAACAAGACUCUGUCUCCAUGGCUAAGAGUGCACUUUACUUGUGUUCCCUUGCUUUCCCGCCCGUCCUCGGGAGGGCGGCUCUGGCUGGCUUCUCUCCAAGAGGCUCCGCAGGGGGGCUCACACAAAACCUUCCCUGGCAGCUUCCCAUGCAAACCCCACACCACCCAUAGCAGAAAUGAAGACACCUGCCUUCCUCCUCACCCCCAAGUCCCCAGGCUCCUCUGCACCGACAAACCUUGCUCUGGGAAUGAGGUACCCACUAUGCCAGGAGUUAGGAGCCUCUCUUGCAAAAGAGACAAGCCACGGUUUUGUUGAAAGUGAACUCAUACGCCGCCCUUAGUUCUCAUGAGGGAUGAUGGAUGAAACUCUGAUCUCAGCUAUGCACUCUUAAACCUAAUCUCCAUCUUUCUCUCUCUCUCUCUCUCCCUCCCUUCCUCCUUCUCCCCCCUCUCUCUGUUUAUUCCUAAAUGCUUUCUGAUCAUACACUUCAAAUGGCCUCUGGUAUACCAGUUGUUUCUCCACAUUUUUGUCCUGUUCGCUCACAAAUAUUCUCCAAGAGAGACAGAAAAAGCUUUCAAUGGCUUAUUGUCUGAGCUAGAGGGAGAUGUGACCCAGUAAGUGAGCAGAACACUGGCCUCCACAGAGAGAGCUCAGCAAGGUGUAGCUGGCUGUGAAGCCUUCCCUUUCAUCAGAGGGAUCUAAAAAUCAAAACCGUGUGGUGAGGAGGGCCACCACGUGCUUCAGUUUGUCAGAAACUGAAGGAUUUCCUAGUCUGGGGAAUCUCCUGUGUAAACCAGCCCAUGUCAUCCACCCACCUGGGGACAAGGUACGCAGAAGAGAGGGAGCAAGCUUGUGAAAUGUGCAGCCCAGGGCAGGCACUCUCCAAGCCAGAGCUCAGAGAGCCAGGCAGGUCGCUCCAGGUUCAGCCCUCAGGCCUGUCCCAAGCCCGAGGCUCCAUCUGACUGGAGCAAUGCUGGCAGGCCUCCCUGAUGGCCCAGUGAAGGUCCUGACUUGUCUCAUGCCAUUCUCCAGUGCUCAGCCAGUCAUAGAGCAGCCUGUUAGACGAACCAUCUUAAUAACUCCCACACCUUUGCCACACACACACACACACACACACACACACACACACACACACACGUGUUGCCAGGAAGACAGCCCAGGCCUCCCCAAAGGCACAGGGCAGGAUUUGUAUGAGCAGCUAUGAUGUCAGGAAGUCAGGCAGCUGGUCUACCUGUCCCACUGGUCACAGGCCAUGGCUCAGCAGGAAUCCUGCCACACAGACACACAGGGUGACGAUUCUAGCUGUCACGUCAAAAUCUGUAAAGCUCCUGGAAAAGUCUCUAAAAUGGCCAUAUAGACCCAGUUAGUAAGCAAGUAUUACUGAUGUUGAGACUCAUUUAUCCCUGCUCUUUAGAAAUACAAUGACAUAAAUAGACAAGCAAUAUUUAAGAAAGCCCAGCAGAAUCUUUGAGACGUGUAUAAGAUAAUGUUUACCACUGAGUGUCAAGGAAAUACUCAAAUUUUUGGACUACAAGAAAAAAAAUAGGUUUGCACAUGGUGGUGCAUGCCUGUAAUUCCAGCACUUUAGAGGCAGAGACAGGAGGAUCCUGGGUUUCCUGUAGCCUGGACUGCAUAGCAAGACCCCAUCUCAAAAUAGAAAGGAAGGAAUGAGAAAAAGAAGAAAAGAGUUACUUGCAAGGGGUAAUAAAUAACUGACCUGAGUUUGACAAGCUCAUGUGCUAUAUGUUUUACAUAGCCAUUUGCAUCCAGAAAACAAUAUUUAAUUCAAAAUUUGUAUUGGCGGUGAGAAUUUUUCUUAAAAUUGACAGAUGGGCCCAUGAACUGCAUAUGAAGACAUAGAACUGUUCACUUGAAGCAAAGCACGGGUGCGCUGAGCCCCAGAAAGGAUGGGCACCCUCCUUGCAGUCAGCCGUGCUUGGCUCGGCUUUGGCAAGGUCUCAGUGAGCUACCAGGAGGAGAUGACAAAUGAUGGCAGCCCAGGCACAGACUGUUGAACAUGGCAUCAGGAAGCUCACACUAUCACGGCAUCACUAGCUUAGGUCAUUCAUAUUUCUUUAGGAGGAGUACAAUGUGGGAGAGUCUUCCAUUCUGAGAGAACUCUCGGGGUGGAAAAAGUUUCUCUUUCAGCAGCUGUUAUCUACACUUUCAUUAUAAAACCAGGAAGAGAACACAGAAUAGACCUUUCUCAAGCCCCAGAAAAUGGGGUUGGCAAAGCCCUAGGCCCCUCACUGAUGUCAAAUGCCCCUGGAAACUAGCUGAGAAUUUCAUAUCCGCAUGCAGUGUGCUGGGCAGAGGCCAAGGGUAGACACGCAAGCUCUAUCUCAAGCUGCUUUCCUAACACCAAGCCUUCGUCACCUCAUUCGGUCUCUGCAGGUUCUCAGAGAGAAUGGGUACUGGGGCUGGAAAGAUGGCUUAGCAGUGAAGGCACUUGCCUGCGAGGCCUAGGGACCCAGGUUAAUUCCCCAGGACCCACGUAAGCCAUAUGCACAAGGUGGCACAUGCAUAUGGUGGUCAGUUUCAGUGGCUGGAGGCCCUGGCACAUCCAUUCUCUCUCUCUCUCUCCCCCCCCCCUUUCUCUCUCAAAUAAAUCAAUAAAUAAGUCAAUGCUUAAUUCCUCACUUGGAUAUGAAAGUCUGCACGUGUCCCCGAGUCCUCUCUGCUGCCACACUCUGUCCCUCCCUGUCCUCCGGACAUUGACCCAUCAUGCAACAGUAAAAGCACUAGAAUUCGCCUGGAAACAAUAGCAAAUGGGCACCUACACUCAACCGACAGGCCAGCGACUUGUCAUUCUUGAGUUUUGGAGGUGGGCAAAGACAGUUGGCAUUGGGGGGCAAGGCAUGCCAUAAAGGAAGCUGCCAGCUAUAGAGGGAGCAUUCCCAGGACUCCACACGGCCUUUAUAGCAGUCAUGGCUGGUUUUUUUUUAUCACCUCCUACUGCCUGUGAGUCCAUAGGGAAUACCUAGGUAACAUAAUUUCCCCUAUAGAACUCUUUUUGUU
Molecule: messenger RNA, 4747 nt
Organism: Jaculus jaculus (lesser Egyptian jerboa)
Lineage: Eukaryota; Metazoa; Chordata; Mammalia; Rodentia; Dipodidae
Gene: Camk1d
Product: calcium/calmodulin dependent protein kinase ID
Exons: 11
Coding region: 25-1092 (355 amino acids)
Biological process (GO): peptidyl-serine phosphorylation
Cellular component (GO): intracellular anatomical structure
Molecular function (GO): calmodulin binding; calcium/calmodulin-dependent protein kinase activity; ATP binding
Source: RefSeq, a predicted model, not a curated record